UCCGCCUCCCGUCGCGUAGGAUUGUCAUGCGCAAACUGCCAUACGACCACAACUACGUUAUGGCGUCGUAACAACGAGGGAGAACCCGUAUGUAACGCAUGCGGACUCUACUACAAACUUCACGGGGUAAAUCGUCCAUUGGCCAUGAAAAAGGAUGGCAUUCAAACGAGAAAACGAAAACCAAAGAGUCUGGCUAAGAAUAAAUCUGCUCCAAAGUCAGAACAAAAUGAUAUCAAACCUGCUCUCUCUCCAAACAACAAUAAUUUAUCCUCUGGUCAAGGUGGACAUGUGACCGGAAGCGGACACGGAACACCCUCAUUGAACGGAACAAACGUCACCGCCCUCCUUGGACCUACUUCCGGUGUGACACCACUCACAGCUGUUGGUUCAGAACAUUCGUCUCUAUCUAGUCCUGUUAACUUAGCCGCUGUUAAUCACUAUUCCUCACCGUCACCACCCAAGGCAGUUCCGGUCAAGAUGGAGUCCGAUCUCCAUGGACACGGUGGUCACGUGUCCGUCGGUGGCAUUCCUCACUCAGACAAUUCCAGUUUAAGUACUGUUGCAGUCGGUGGUAAUUGAUUUUAAAGCCAUAUAUUGUUGAAUGUCUUUUGUACAAAAUGCGUGAAAUGGAUUGAGAUGUAAUGGACAAUGGCAAAAUAUGUUCCAAAGAAUGACGGGAAAGAACGCGUACCCGUGAGAAUUGACUCACGAGUUUUAUUUUGGAGGUAGACUUAACAUUGUCAAAUACGUGAUUCUUUACUACCGAGUCAUCACCUGAACAUCUCAAAACUUUAGUACGACACUUUUUGCUUGGGAUCCAUACUCAAUGAAUAGUUCUUAACAUACUCAAAUAAAUCACGUCGGGGUUUUAGAGAACCGAAUUAUCAUGAAAACAUAAAACCAAGUGGUAAUAUAUCUUGCUCAUCAAACCUUCCAUACGAAAAUGUGGACGACAGUAUUUACCACAGCUCUACCUCAGGAAAUACGAAACUACGACUCAUUAUAGUUUGUGUUCAACUCUAUAUGUUUCAUGAAGUACAGUAAAUGUCAACGGUUAUUCUGUUAUGUUGUUUUCCCUUCCUUAAAAUGUUCAAAUGUCAAGGUAGACAUUUUAGUUGGUUGGUUAGGACCAGUAAUGAGAAAGUUUAAUUUGUAAAUGUGGAAGGGCAGACUUUUGAGAACAUGAAAUUAUACUUGUAACCAAGUGUGAGUUUGGAAGGUUUAGUAGUGAAAUGUUUUGUAGAUAGAUUUGCCUUAAUUUUGUGUAAAUAUAUAAAUUGUUUUCAUAUGGUAUGAACCCUGUGAUCCUUAUAUAUAUAUAUAUAUAUAUCUCGAUGAAAAUGAUAAUAUUUAAUUAAACAAUUUUUGAAAAAUUAGACAAAUCAUAUAAUUGUUUCGUAUCCAAUCUUUAAGAAACAUAUCAUAUUGAUUACCACUUUCAGUCAAUGAAUUUCACUAUGUCAUAAUGUAUUGAAUAAUAUAUUACAAUGCAGAACGUAUUUAUCAGACACAAUCAUAAUCGCACAUUUGUAAUAAACAUUUGGAGGAGAAAGUCUGUCAAAGUUAGUGUUAUGGAUACUUCAAACUGAGUGUCAUAUUCUCUUUUUUUAAUGGUAAAUUUGAAUAUACUGGAACAACAAAUCAUUGGAUUUUCCUUUCAGCAAAUUUGACUGUUUAUCAAUAUCGUAAAUACUGUAAACGUUUCGUAAGUUUAUAUCAUAGCUUGAGAAAUGCAUUCACAGUUAUUCAUUGUAUUUCGAUAUACUCUUAAGAAAAGGUUUGAAAUACAGUACCUACAUAACAUUGCCUUAAUCAUGCAACAUUGCUUGCGCUGGGUUUUUUCAAAGACAACAAAACACAUCUGUAAUAUACUUUUUUGAUUUUGAAAAAUAGACUACGAUUCGACUAACAUAAUCACAUAGCUUCUUAGUCCUACUUAAAAACGAAGUGAUAAAUUGACUCUUUAAGAUUGAAAACAUAAGUCAAUAUAGGCAUCGAAACAAAGUACCUAUUUACUUCGCCAUAUAUCCGUGUCCUCCAUUGAGGACUAAGCAGUAAUACGAAUUGCCAAAAAACAAUGAAAAUCCAUGUCUAAUUUAGAGUAGAGACUUGUUUUGUCAACGUUGAUAAUUGUUCGAAUUUGAGUUGAUCUCAAUUAUUACAAAUUAUCUUCCUUUGUUCUUAUUUUCUGAGAAAUCAAUCCCUUUCUUUAUUAAAACUGAAGUGUCUACACCAUACAUUAAGCACGACUUAUUGAUCCUUAGAUAUGUUAUUAAUAUAUUGUCGUUGGAGAAUUGAGAUUUGCCAUUUUUGUGCGAUUUUUGUCUGGAGAUUCGUCAUUGUUAAAUGACCUUACCCACAUGCCAUUUGGGUAAAGACGUUUUUUGACGGAGUUCUGUAACUCAUAAGCAUAGGCCUUAUACACUAACAACGAAGUUUGGUUCGUACUUAUUUAUGGGUAAAGUGAAAAAGAUUGUUAUAUAAAUGUCAGAGAAUGAAAGAGUGUAAGAUAUUUAUUUUUAUAAUUGUGAAUUAGUGCCAUAGAAUUAUCACAGUGUGAAAUGUGUUAUAGUUUUGUUUUGUAUAUUUUUCUGACUUAAUAUUUUAACAUGUUCAGGUGCUGUUGCAAAGGAAUACACUGACAUUUUCUGUCAUGUGUUUUUUCCCCACAGUAUUGAAACUGCUGGUAAAUUAUAAUUUUUCAUCUAAUGAUAACUAAUCGAUUUGGAAGCUAUAUUUCUACCAAAAACAUAAUUUCCUGUCAAACUGAAUUUCGAAAUUGAUACCAAAAUUUCUCAACUAUUGAAAAAAUGUUUAUGAUGAUAGGUAACGGUAUUUAGAUACAUUUUACAGAUUAAAUCUCGUUUGCCAAAAGCAUCUUGCCUUUUUCAGAAACUUGCCUAAUUGGAUCAUUUUUCUAUGUAUAUCUUUGAUAAUCUAUGUUACAAUUAGCCGUACUUGCAAACUCCAGUAUUAUACAUCAUACAUAGUCAUGAUGCGUGGAUAUAUUGUAUACAUGAGUUAUUUUUCAUUUGACAUUAUUUCAAAAAACA
This is a messenger RNA of Mizuhopecten yessoensis (Yesso scallop), 3053 nucleotides long. Its product is annotated as transcription factor GATA-4-like. NCBI's taxonomy places the organism in Eukaryota, Metazoa, Mollusca, Bivalvia, Pectinida, Pectinidae. The annotation marks the transcript as partial. The transcript has 3 exons. The record is from RefSeq and is a predicted model, not a curated record. Gene Ontology annotation, biological process: cell fate commitment; negative regulation of transcription by RNA polymerase II; positive regulation of transcription by RNA polymerase II. Gene Ontology annotation, molecular function: RNA polymerase II cis-regulatory region sequence-specific DNA binding; DNA-binding transcription factor activity, RNA polymerase II-specific; zinc ion binding.